AUGAAUUUAGAAGAAUUUGAUAUUGGGAUAAAUCGUGUGGAUAAUAGAGAUGAAAAAAUAUAUUACGUUAUUUUAGUUAAAUACAAAGAUUUAAAGUAUGAAGUAAAUAAAAGAUAUAGUGAAUUUGAAGAGUUACAUUGUGAAUUAUUACAUUUCGGUUUUUCAGCUUUACCAAAUUUACCAAAGAAAAAAUUAUUGUCUUAUAAAAAUAGUGAAUAUAUAAGUUAUAGAAAAAAUGUACUGAAUUCUUACAUACAAGGCUUAUUUAUUAGACCAGAUAUAAGGUGUUGCGCAUUAUUUUUGAAUUUUCUUAUGUUUUAUGAUAAAAUAAAUUUAUCUAUAGAAAUUGUAAAAACAAAAUUAUUAAAUAGUAUAGGUUCACAAAAAUUUUCAUUGAGUGAUUUAUAUAUUAAUGAAAAAUAUAAUUUUAUAAUUUGCGUUUAUGAGGAUAAAAGUAAUUUAAGUAAAUUAGGAAAAUUAUGGUCAAUUAUUGAACCUGAUAUAGUUGGUGAAAUUAAGAUUUUUUCAUAUAAUAAUGAUCUCACUUCUACAUUUGUUGAAAAAUAUAAAGAACAAACUACUUAUAAAGCAAGAAAUAUUAUUUGUUCAGAAAAAAGAAAUGAAGUUAUUAUUUCAGGUGAUGAUGGAAAAAUUCAUAUUUAUAAAAUAGAUAUAGAACUUCUUACAUUGACAUAUAUAAAAAAUAUUCCCUGUCAUAAUGAUACCAUAUUAAAAAUGAUGCAGCUAAAUGAUAAUCUUUUUUGUACAUGUGGUUAUGAUAAUGCUUUCAGGUUAUUUUAUUUAGAUAAUUACAAAAUUAUAAGUGGGGGAAGGUGUAAUAAAAGAUUAGAAAAAGAUAAAAUAACUACUUGUCAUUUGUUAGAAUAUAACAAUAUUGUUAUUGGUACUGACUGUUCGCUAUUCUUUAUAUAUAAUAUGAGCAACAACCCUCCUAUUUAUUUAGACACAAAGAAACUAAAAAAUGGAGAAAAAAUAAAUUGUUUUGCAAAUACAGAUAAAUAUUUAUUUAUAGGUUAUGAUAAUGUAAUUGCUUGUUAUAAUUAUCAUUACAGUAAUGAUAGCAAAAAUGUAAAAAAUAAUCCUAUCAAAAAUGAAUUACUAAUAAAAGAUAAUAACAAUAUAAAAAGUAUUUCAUUGACAAAUUAUGAGUAUAAUAACGCUAAUUAUAAUAAAAAUUAUGAUUACAAUAACCACUUAUAUAAACGUAACUUGAACAAUCAGAAUAUAUCAAAUGAAAGUAUUGCUACUACUACUACUACUGCUACUCAUAAUAAUAAUGGCAAUAAUGAAAAUAAAAAAUAUAUAACAAAGUUAGUUAUUGAUAAUAAUAUUUCGGCACAAUAUAUACCACCUUUAGUUUAUGAAAAUAACGUUUUAUCUUUAUGUGUUGAUAAAAAUAAAAAGGUUUUAUAUGCAGGUUAUGAAGAUGCUAUUAUUUUAUGGUCUAUAACUAGUGGUUUAAUCAUUUCAUCCUUUCAUGGUCAUACAAAUGGUGUCCAUUUCUUAAAUUUUCUGAACGGUUCAGAAUUUUUAUUAUCAGGAGGAAAUGGAGGAAAUUUAAAAGUGUGGAAAAGUGAUAUAGAUAAUUUUAAAAUAUGGAAACCAAAAAGAAAUUAUAAAGUAAAUCACGUAAAGUUAACUAAUAGAGAUGGAUAUAAAUACAAUGUUACUGAUCAUAAUAAUUUUAAUUUUAAUGAAAGUGAUAAUAGUGAUCGUGGAUAUAAAAGUAGUGCUAAUAGUGAAACUAUAUCUCUAGAUAAUUUAUUGGAUCAAACUAAAAAAAAGCAUAAUUAUGAAAUUUUUGAUACUUCUAAUUAUAAGAAAAAUUUAAUUAAUAAUAAUAAUAAAUCAGAGAAUGUGAACAGUUUAAAUUCUUCAAGGUGUAACAUUUUUUAUGAUAAAAAUCAAGAUGCACCAAAUUAUUUAACUUCAGAUAUGAGUAAUUUAGAUGUUUGUAUUAUAACUAAUAAAAAUGACAUAAAACAAAACAACAGUUAUGAUUAUAAUUUAUAUGAAAAUUUUGAUAAAAAAAAUAAUUUCGAUCAAAAUAUAUAUUAUGAUUGUGACUCAAUUCAGAAUAUUUAUUCUGAUAAUACAUCAAAUAAAAAUACAAAAUAUGAUUGUGAAACAAAUUUAAAUAUAAAUAAUUUUAACAGUGUUCAUCAGAAUAAUAAUUAUGGAAAUAAUUUUAAUAAAAAUCCCAUAUAUGAAAAAGAUUUUACGAAAAGUAUGGUUUAUGGAGCAGAUUCUCAAUACAUGAAUCCUAAAUAUGCACCUAUUGGGGAGUUACAUAAUAAUGAAAAUACAGAAAAGAUGGAUUAUAUUAACAUUAACGAUAUUAAUGAAAAUGACAAUUCUGAUAAUUUAAAAAAUAAUAUUGUUUGCGUUAGUGAUGAAGAUGAUGAUUUGGUUUCAGCUUUUACAUAA
Molecule: messenger RNA, 2448 nt
Organism: Plasmodium gallinaceum
Lineage: Eukaryota; Apicomplexa; Aconoidasida; Haemosporida; Plasmodiidae
Product: phosphoinositide-binding protein, putative
Exons: 1
Coding region: 1-2448 (815 amino acids)
Biological process (GO): transcription initiation at RNA polymerase II promoter
Cellular component (GO): transcription factor TFIID complex
Molecular function (GO): protein binding; RNA polymerase II general transcription initiation factor activity; phosphatidylinositol binding
Source: RefSeq, a predicted model, not a curated record